ACUACUUUCGAAACAACGAGCGACCCGCUUUUGAAGCAUGGCUCCAAAGUCGCUUCCACCGCUUGCAAAGCAAACACUGAUUCACUCAUGGUUGCAAAAAUCUGGCACCGCUCACAACAUCAGAGAUCUGGAAAAGAUGCUACCGCAAGUGGCAUCGAUCAACGGCAUGCAAGUCAAGGAUUAUCUUCAGGCUUUAUCCGACGAGGGAAAGAUCUGCGUUGAGAAAAUCGGCAGUGGAAAUUGGUAUUGGAGUUUCCCGAGUGAGGAGAGGAGAAUCCAUGAGCGAACCCUUACGAAACUCAAAUCAGAUCGAGAUAAGCUCCUGGCGAGUACAGACGACUUGCAAAUGCAAGUGACAGGUGCUCAAGAGGCGAGACGGAACGAAAUGACUGCGUCUGAUGGUAGCCAAGGGUUGGACGCAGUUUCCAUCCACGGAAUCCUUCAGCAUGAAGUUGAAAAUCUUCGGCAGGAGCUACGAAAUUUCCGCGACUGUGAUCCUGCUGAGAUACUAAUGAAGCAGAAGGAAAUCGACACUGUGAGGGAAGGAGCACAAAGAUGGACGAACAAUAUCUAUAUUCUGGAAGGGUAUUAUGCUGAGCUCUGCCCUGGUGAUCGCGAAGGAUUGGAUGUGCUUCGACGAGAACUCUAUGGCGAAAGCUACGAUGAAGAGGAAGGAUUUGAAGAGUUAUAAGCGCG
This is a messenger RNA of Xylona heveae TC161, 696 nucleotides long. Its product is annotated as meiotic nuclear division protein-like protein 1. Gene Ontology annotation, biological process: reciprocal meiotic recombination. NCBI's taxonomy places the organism in Eukaryota, Fungi, Ascomycota, Xylonomycetes, Xylonales, Xylonaceae. The coding region runs from base 38 to 691 and encodes 217 amino acids. The record is from RefSeq and is a predicted model, not a curated record. The transcript has 2 exons. Gene Ontology annotation, molecular function: double-stranded DNA binding.